AACUGAGGUUUAUUAUACUACACUAAUUGUAAAUGUACAACACUUUAAUAAUAUAUUUAUGGUUUAAAAUGUGUUUAGAAAGGUUUUCCUGAAACAACAACCUUGGAUGAACUUGAAGAAUUUUUCGAAGACAAAGGAAAGGUUUGGCUUUUUCAAUAUUUUCAUACUCGCAUGUGAUUGACAAUGAGAUGUGAUUGACAUGUACUGUAAAUAAAUGCCAUUGAAUGAUCAGAAAAAACAGUAGAGAAACAUCUAAUUGACCUGCGAACAGACAGACGAAAAGACAAACAGAUACUUGUGUAAACAUUCAAUUGACAUGUGAACAAAUGUACAAACAAACAAGUAAAUAAUUAAAUAUGUACUGUAAUUAACCAUUUGCGUAAUAGACUAAAUUUUGAACUAAACACGUCUAGACAAAAAUUUCAUCACAGCUUGAAGGAGCAUCACAAAAUUAGUAAUAUUCCAAAGUUUCGUCGCAAAAUGUUGUAAAAUGCGGAAAAUAUAGCCUUGCGAAAUUUGCAAUUUUCAGUCAUUUUAGAUUACAAACGGGAAAUUGACAGCCCCAAACCCUUCGAGGCUGUCGAUCUCCGGUUUGUAAUCUAAAAUGACUGAAAAUUGCAAAUUUCGCAAGGCUAUAUUUUCCGCAUUUUACAACAUUUUGCAACGAAACUUUGGAAUAUUACUAAUUUUGUGAUGCUCUUUCAAGCCGUAAUGAAUUUUUUGUUGAGAUCAAAAUUUAGUCUAUUACGCAAAUGGUCAAUUGACACAUGUGAACAGGUGAUCAAUGUAAUGGGACACAGAGAAGUGUAUAAACAACAGAGCUUGAAUUUCCUCUCAAGCAACGGUAAUCACAGUAGUAGCCGUAGUUUGAGAAUGAAAUGCUGUUGAUCUCUGGACAACAGCAGGAAUUGUUAUUUGUUUGCUCUAGUGUAAAUUUGGGGGAAUUGGUGUUAUUAGUAGACAGAUAGACAUUUAGUAGUCUUUAGAAAUGAUGAGACAUUUCUUUCUUCAAUUUUCCCCCUUUUGGAACAUGCUUGACAAGCGGCUGCAUUGCAGAAGAAACACAUGACAAAAAUCGGGAAGUAAUUUAAUUCCUGAUCUAACAGAAAUCUAAGAAAAUUGUAUCACCACAAAGUGGAGCCCUGUUUUCUGUAGCAUUGAUGAAAUGAUGUUUCUCAAAUUCAUUAAUAAUUCAUGAGCAAUUCAGCCAAUGAUAAUCACCUAUUUGAUCACAAGAUGCCAUUUGGAUAACCCGGUGAAACUUGACGAAAGUCACUAGUGUUUUCAUCAAAAUCUUAAUUACGCAUGCAAAAUUACUUGAAUAGAAUUCCUAAUUACGUUAUGCUUGGUUAAGAAUUCUAUUCAAAUCAGCAAACGAAAACAUUCUAUUACGUCUCGAUUCAUUUGCGAAGCCACAUAAACAACUCGAGCUCAUGUCUCACCGGGAUAUCCAAACACUCGAAAACAAUGUAUGAAAACACUCGCUCUUCGCGCUCGUGUUUUCAUACAUUGUUUUCUUGUGUUUGGAUAUCCCGAUGAAACACUCGCUCUCGUUGUUCAUAUAUUACAUCAAAUAUGAAAUGCCACAAAAGCAAAUAGAACCCCUGCUACACAGGCUAGUUUGCAUGAUAAACAUGUAAGAACAUAGAAUGUGAUUAUUGAAGCUACUGUACAAUACUUUUAAUUAAAUUGUUUCUUAACUAUUAAUCAAGUGUGUAAAUAUCAAGAUGAGAAAAACUCUUGGUGAGAUCAGAACAUUCAAAGGAUCAGUUUUUGUUGAGUUUGAAACUAAAGAAGAAGCGGAUGCAUUUGUUGCAAGAAAAGAUCUCAAAUUUAAAGAAAACGAGCUCACUUGCAUGACAAGGUAAAUUAUUCCAUGGUUCAAAUUAGGUUGCAACUUGCAAGUUAAUAUUUGCAAUUUGGAUUUCAAUUAUAGCAAAAGGGAAACUUAAUAUUUUUGUAAACAACUCUGUUGAUAUAAUAUGGAGUAUUGUGCUGGUUACUAUUUUUCUGUUAAUACGAAGCAGCUGCUAUUUUUAAAAUAAAAAUUUUCCUUGAAAUUUUCAUUACUAGUAAUUUAAGAAAAUUUGUGAAUACAGUUUUUUCCAGAGUAUGUGAUCACAAAUUUUCUUAAAUUAAUGAAAAUUUCAAGGAAAAUUUUAUUUUAUAUGCUACUAUGCAGUUUUAUUUUAUAUGCUAAUUUUAUUUUUAUAUGCUACUGCAAUAAAAUAAAAUUUUAUUUUACAUGCUAUGUGAUAGCUGCAGUAGGAAGUAAUGGAGCGAUGCUAAUAACCUCCAAAGUCUAAAGGGCUAACUCCAAACCAAAAUAUAUACACUUGAGUAACUUGUGUAUAAUUCAAAUCUGAGUUGAAAUAUGAAUUAUGGAGUUACUGGCAAACUCAAAAAAUCAUUUGGAGUUGUAGGUAUAACUCCAAAAAUUAUUUAGGAGCUACUGUAAAUAUCUAAGCAUGCAGUAACUUGGUUACUCCAAAAAUCAUUUGGAGCUAGGUAUAACUUCAAAAAUUAUUUAGGAGUUAGGUAGCUAAGCCUGGAGCUACUGACCAACUCCAAAAAUUAUUUGGAACUAAGAUCAAUAAGCCUGGUGUUACUGACUAUAGUGACUAACUCCAAAAUAAUUUUGUUCUCAUUAAGAGGCUAAAUGUUGAUCUUCAUUUUCGUACCCCGCCUUGACCCUCGUCAUGCUUUGUUGACCGUGUGUAAGACGGACUCUGGGUAUGAAACUAAAACGCCAAUGAAUACCUUCUAGUCUGUUUUGUGCAACUCUUUUCUGCUGUUUGAGGACGUAAAACUGUGAAUAAAUGAAUUUAACCUAAUUACAGAUAGUCUGAUUAACCCAUUGGCAUUGAGUGGCAGCACUCUCCCCUUGAUGAUCGUCAAAUCAUCUGGCACAUCAUUCAAUUAUUAAAAUGUUAUGUAUUUUGUCCUUUAUGUAGAGAUGAGUACUUAAAAAGCAAAAGGGGGAAUAGAAACAGUGGAAUGAACACAUCAUCGUAAGCAUGUACAUGUAUUACUGUAUACUGUUGUCAACAGUUAACUCACACUUCAUAUAAUUUAUUCACAAUGUUAAUGUUUACAGUCUGAACAUUUGCUCCUUGCAAAAGACCUCCAAUAUUAAUUUGUGACUGGCUUUUUUUAUAGUCAAUACACACAUUUAGUAAUUGUUGAUUCAUUUGUCAGAAACCGUUUUAUUGUCGUUGUAUACUGUAGCUAUGAUGUUACAAAGCGAUAGCAUGGCAUUAUGGUUGAUUAGUGAUGAAAUGAGCCUCGAGAGGUUUAGUACAGUAACUUUACUAAACCUCUUUCGGCUUUCGGGACAUUUAAUCACUAAUCUGUUGUCACAAUUAUUGCUUUUUGAAAUGUUUAUGUGUUGACACUCGUAGCCAUUGAUGACUAAUGUCAAGCCAAAAAAAAUUGAAAAGCUGUAUUUCCGGCCUGUACAUUAUCUACAGUACUUUAAUUUGAAACCAAAACCAGAGAAUAUUUUGGGUUUACUCUAAUUUAGAUAAUUCAACUGUGAACAACUCUAUUUAAGUUUUUUACCUGAUCCUUAGAACUGAUGAAGAUAAAACAGCAGUUAAAAAAGAGUCGCAAAAGGUAAUAAUGAAUGCCAGGAUGAAAUAUUAUGAUUAUGCAGGUCUUUAAAUUUAAAAUUGUUUUUCGGUAUCCUCCUUCCAAAGAAAGUAUCCCACUUGUGGAUACUGGUUUGCAGGGCUCGAAAUAGCGGGCUGCCAAUGGCCAAAAGCAGGCCAUAUUUUAGAAAUGGCAGGUAAAAACAAAUUUGAACUGCCAAAGUUAAAAAAAAAUGGCAGGUGAAAUUCUAUAGAUGUAUAGUUUCAUUUCAUUUGCUUACCACAACUCAUAUAUACAAGAUCAUUUAGUCGACUAAGCACAUUUAUAUUUGAAAUGUAAAUCCAAGUGUACUGUAGUAAAAUAGACAAGUUUAAUUAAAAAUACUAAAAAUGCAUGAAAACAUUGAUUUUUACAAUGUGACUCAUAUGAGACAUCUCCAUUUUGGCAGUUCACUUGCCAAAACAUUUUAGACUGGCAGGCCAUAUUUUUUCUCUACUUCGAGCCCUGUGGUUUGCAUUAGUAAUAGUCUGAGCCAUUUAAAUAUAAAAUAUCUGUACAUGAGGUGUCUUUCAUGGAAUUGAAAAACUACAAGGAUCGAAACGUAAUUGGCAAGCUUCAGUGGUGUAGUCGUCACAGCGAGCUCUUUUCACCUCAGAGUCAAUCAACGCUCUGCCACAGAGGAGAGACAUACAGAGUUGUAACUAGUGUACCCACUUUUAUUUUGUGCGCAUGCUCGGCAAGUUACUAGAUGCAUGCAUCUGAUUGGAUGACGACCUGAUGACGACUCACUUUAAUUAAACUUUCUGAGCAUGCGCAGUUGAUCUUUUUUGCCCGGUCACCUGAAAAAAAGUGGGUACAUGAAAACGUAAGCUUCUGCAGUGUUUACGACGGUCAGUUACAGCUCUGUAUGUCUCUACUCUGUGGCUCUGCCGAAAGUAAUGGGUUUUCUCCAGGUGCUGUGGUUUCCUCUCACAGGAGAAGUUGACAGGGUGGGUUAGGAUAAACACCGUUAAGAAAAGUGGUAUCACAAUUGUUGUAAAUAUAAAAUAGUCUAGGGUAAGUAAAGUAAUAAUUAGGUAAGCGAUUGGGUGAGGGUAAUACUUGAUGUAAAGCACAACUGAUCAUGUCUGCAUGUAUGGUAAGUUCGGGCUUAUGUAGAAAUGUUAAUUGUCGUCGUAGUAGAUGGUAUUAAAGAUGAAUCAAAAUAAUUUUUAAAAAUUUCCCAUAGGGUGAUGAAUAUCCAAAAGGACGUGUUAUUCAUUUCAGUGGAGCAGGAGAUCAAACUUCACGCGAGGACAUCAAGGUACUGUACAGUCUUGAUUUUUAAUAUGUUCACAAACAAUGACAAAAUGUUGAAGGUAAUACGGUAUGGUACGUACAUGCUAACAUAUAAACACUUUCUCAAACCAGGAAAUCUUUGGUGUUGAAGGCUGUACAGUGAAAUGGGUCACCUUCAGCAAAGGCGAUAAAGAGGUAUUGUACAGUGUAGCAUACUUGUAUACAGGGUUUUUUUAUACUAUUCACUGUGCAUUACUAUUUUGAUACUUGAAUUCAGAUGCUGAUUAAAUCAUGCAUAAAUUACUAUUUUAGUCUCAGUUUUCUUAAAAAAAACCCACUAAAAUAAAUAAACACUGAAAUACAUAAACAUGUUUCUAGCUUGUCAACAACCCAAAGUAACAAUAAACUUAACUUUUUAUUAAUUUGAAAAAAUGCCGUGGAAACUGCCAAAAUUGCCGUAGACAGCUGUUACGUUCUACGGCAAUUUUUAAUGCCAUUGCCGUCGAUUGAUUUCAGGGAAAUUCGAGGCCUGCCUGUAUAUUAUAUUUUUGGAGGUAAACAUCUUCAAUCAAGCUGUGUCUUGUUAUAUUCCUUGUUAUACAGUACCAUUAAACCCGCAAUGUGCCCAAAUACACCUGACUUUAUUAUUUUAGCCUGUAUUAGGACUGUUCGGUGUACCGAUAUACCGAAAAUAUCGGUAUUAAAUAUCGAUACCGGAUAUUCAACCAUACCGAUGUACCGAAAUUUCCGAUAUACCGGAAUUUUUCGAUAUACCGUGUUAAAUUUACCAACUAUAUGGUGAAACCAUAACCUUUAUUUUACUACUGAAUGGCAAUUCAAAUAACUCUCCAGCGCAAUGAUUUAGAAUUUCCACUUCAGUGAGAUUUUACACUGAGUAUGUAUCGUUCGAAACAUGUUCGAAACAGCUUCGAAAUGAUCGUUUUCCCUUUUAGAUUUACUCAAAAUUUCCUUCAGGAAAACCGGUAUACCGAUAAUAUCGGUAUAAUUUUUUCGGUAUACCGAUACCGGAAAUUUCUCAUACCGAACAUUCCUAGCCUGUAUAAUGCUAGACAAUUUUUGCCCAUCAAGGGAAUAGGCGAGCACUGCUCGCAGGAAAUGUUAAACAGCUGCAGGAAAUUUGUUUGAAUGAAGAUUUGCUAUUGAAAAUGUGAAAGAAACUUUAACACCCUUGUCCCACUAUGGCUGCAACAACAUAUUUGGUCAGCUGGAACACUACAGUAUGUGUUUGUGCAGAUGCAGGUCGAGCACAAAAACACUCUGUUAGUCUGCAGGAAAUUUUUUUCUGCCCUGGUCUUGUGCAUUAACGUUGGAAUAUUUUAGGGGUUUGUUCGUUUUACGAAUGACGGUGGUGCAGAGAAAUCAAUGAAAGCUGUGCUUGAGAAAAAUGAUAAUAAACUGAAAUUGCGUGGUGAAGAAACAACAUUACGUGUGAUUGAAGGUACAUUAAUACAGAAAUUGUUUGUGUAUUGUAGGGUGUUUUAUUACAAUAUAUUUUAUUGAAGCAGGGUGUUAGCCAGGCGGCCGUCCGACCGUCCUAUGGACGGCCACUUUUGAAUUUGGACGGCUAAAUUUUAAUGGACGGCCUAAGAGAAUAUUUUCUUUAAAUAGCAACCUACAAGCUUUGUAACAUUUCUUGAAUACUUCGCGCCAUAUUUUUGUAAAACGCGCCAUGUUUUUUGUAACUAUUUUGAUGAUUCUCGCAUGAAGUAUCAGGGAGAAUAAUGUGAAACCGCUGUUUGACAGCAAUCGUUUUAUCGCUCGAGCGCCACGUUACAGUUACGGUAGCCUGCAUGGCAGGCCUCCCUAAUUUUCGCUGCCUGUAGAAAUACCGCCUGCCGCGCAGGCUACAGUUACGGUAGUGAUCGUACCAUACGUGUGCUUUUACUAAUUUAAUGACGGAAAUGUGCAUCUAAAAGUAAAAAAGUUUAACGAAUAAAACACCACAAUUCCUCAACAACAGAAAAUUGCGGCCACACCCAAAACAUGUAACCAAGCUGACAAAAAUAUGUUGCCACGCGCCCACGCCCACAAAAUUAUUUUGGACGGCCACUUUUGAAAUCCUGGCUAACACCCUGUAUUGAAGAUGUUCUUUCUAUAAUUUUUCUUGGUAUUAAUAUAGAAUAUGAUUUUUUUAAAUGUUAAGGGGAUGAGGAAAAGGAUUAUUGGAAAAAGACAAGGGAAGACAUGGAAAAUUUUCAUAAAAAUAAAAAAGGUCUGAAAUUUGUUCUGUUGUUUUAUGUUAUUUUGCAUUAUUGUCAAUUUCAGGUUAUACUUUUCAAAACGUGAUUACCAGUAGUGGCGAACACUGGGGGAGGGGGCAGGGGGGACGUCCGCCAAUAGUUUUGAAAGACCUAUAAAACUCUGGUAUCAAAUAUCACAAUUCACAAGCAUUGUUUUAUAGCGUAAUUGUCAUAUUUAAUGAUGACUAUUAAAUAUAACUUAAGUUUAAGUUAGCUAUACACAUGUUGCAAGCAACAUCUGAUUCUGUCCGAUGCAUUCAAAGGAUGCCACAACAUAUGUAUUUUAUACAAUCCAUUUUGUUCUGCCUAGGAUUCUUUGCAGCUCUAUUCGAUAAAAAAUUUUAAACCAUUAGAAUGGAUAGUUAUAACUGUACAUUAAACAACAGCGUCAAUCAGUAUGGUUAAUUGAUUAUCUUAGAAAAAGUAUCUAAUGUCAGUCAAAUAAUAAUAAUAAUAAUGGUUUAUUACAUUCACUAAGUAGCUUGAUAAGCUAAAAUACAGUGAUGUUUACAGUGAUAGAACUUAAAUGGCACAUUCAUUUCAUCAAGUGAUCAGUGUUCUUGUGCCUCCCCCUACUAAAGUACCAUUGUACUGAACAUAAAUUUGUAAUUUGCAGUGUUUUACUAAUAUAGCCAACAAAUUAAAUGUAUUUCUGAAGAUUUAGAAACGUAACUGAGCAACAAACUUGUGAACUGUGCUUUAAUUGAACAAUAAUGUAAUGUUUUAUACUGCAUAAUAAUUCACAUGUAAAUAUGUAAUGUGUCAGUGUUGUGUUUUAUAACAUGUCUGUAUAUUACAGGAGGAAAGAAGCCAUAUCGUGGCAAUAUGAAAAGAGGAAGACAAGACAACAAGACAAAAGAAGAACCACCUGUUAAACAAGCUAAAUCAGAUACUCAGCAAUAAAAUGGCAGCGUUUUAUGACUCACAGUCAAUGUAUGUUGUACAGUAUAUGUGUUGUGUGAAGUUUUAAGUAAUGUGAAAUAAUUAAUGCAGCUUAGGAAAUAUUACAACAUACUACAGUGAUGUAUGUAGAGUAGCGAUAUAUACAGUACAUGUGAGGGUUCGAAUUAACAGAUAAGUGUGCAAUGUGCAAUUUGCACAUCGUUUUGGACCAAAUGGUGAAAAUUGCAUAUCACUUUUCUAAACGAUCAUCCAUCCACAUUUAUAGACUCAAAGUCAAUCUAGCUGUUGUCUUAUAAUUUAUAAACAAGUUAACAAGACUAGUGCUUUUGCAUGCACACUUGCAUGUCCGUUUGCAGACUGGAAGGUGUCUAGAAGGUGUCAAAUUUUAGCCACCAUGACAGUCACAAGACUGAUUAAUGUUAUGUGUUAGGUUUGUAUAUCAGAGAUGGCAAACAAUGUUUAAAAAGUAUUCAAAUCAUUGAAUUAUCGCAGUUUGAUUGAGUAGAUGUUUGACUGAGUAGCUAGCUGUAAGACAAUGAUCAUGAACCUAUUUUAUAAAAAUUUAGAGCCACAUUUUUAAAAAAAAAGUUGCACAUCAUUUUUCCUCAACUAAUUCGAACCCUGCUGAUGUUGUGUGAGGUUUUGUACAGCAAUGCAAUUUUGUUGUCACAAAUGAAUAUAAACUUACAUUUAUUCCAUGUAUUUUAGUAUUUUACACUAAUUUUAACAAAUUAAUAUUACAUUUUGUAGUUAUUCCACAGUCUAAUAGCCCUCAUUAGAAAAUGUUAUAGAUUUAUAUGCUGGAAAAUAGUUCUUAAGAAUUUCUGUUGAGAUUGAAUGAUCAGCUCGGCCAAAACCCUGAAAUUUAAGAAACACAGAAAAUUACGCAGUGAAAGUAACUUUGA
Messenger RNA from Paramuricea clavata, 8938 nucleotides. Lineage: Eukaryota; Metazoa; Cnidaria; Anthozoa; Malacalcyonacea; Plexauridae. The record is from the annotation of a GenBank genome assembly.